Messenger RNA from Puma concolor (puma), 600 nucleotides. RefSeq names its product RAS related 2 (gene RRAS2). Gene Ontology annotation, cellular component: membrane. The record is from RefSeq and is a predicted model, not a curated record. Gene Ontology annotation, biological process: signal transduction. Gene Ontology annotation, molecular function: GTPase activity; GTP binding. Lineage: Eukaryota; Metazoa; Chordata; Mammalia; Carnivora; Felidae.
AUGAGGUUAUUUUUCUUACAGUCCUAUUUUGUGACGGAUUAUGACCCAACCAUCGAGGAUUCCUACACAAAGCAGUGUGUGAUAGAUGACAGAGCAGCCCGGCUAGAUAUUCUGGAUACAGCAGGACAAGAAGAGUUUGGAGCUAUGAGAGAACAGUAUAUGAGAACCGGCGAGGGUUUCCUGUUGGUCUUUUCAGUCACAGAUCGAGGCAGUUUUGAAGAAAUCUAUAAGUUUCAAAGACAGAUUCUCAGAGUGAAGGAUCGGGAUGAGUUUCCAAUGAUUUUAAUUGGUAAUAAAGCAGAUCUGGAUCAUCAAAGACAGGUAACACAGGAAGAAGGACAACAGUUAGCACGACAGCUUAAGGUAACAUACAUGGAGGCGUCAGCAAAGAUUAGGAUGAAUGUAGAUCAAGCUUUCCAUGAACUUGUCCGGGUUAUAAGGAAAUUUCAAGAGCAGGAAUGUCCUCCUUCACCAGAACCAACACGGAAAGAAAAAGACAAGAAAGGCUGCCAUUGUGUCAUUUUCUAAGAAUCCCUUGAAUUUUAGCUACCAACUGCCAGGAAAAGCCCUCAUCGUCUCCUCCUCUCCUUAUGGUUUACA